CUUGGCGGGGUGGGGCGGCGAUGGGGCCGCCCCCCAGGAGGCGAGAGCAAUCGAGCCGAGGAGGAGGAAGAGAAGGCGGAUUUGCGCCCCGGCCGGCCUGGCUUCUUUGCGCCUCCCGCCGCCUGGCUGGGUUCGAGCGGCUGCGCAGAUGGCGAAGCAUCGGCGGCUGCUGCUGGUCUCCAACUCGACGCUGCACGGCGGGGCUUACCUGGAGCACUGCCAGCGACACAUCCAGGACUUCCUGGGGCCGAACGUGAAGAGAAUUUUGUUUGUUCCUUAUGCCCUGAGUGACCGAGAAGCCUAUGCCAAGAUGGCGAGAGAGAAGUUUGAAAGCUUAGGCUACGGACUAGACAGUAUUCACAAAUCUCCAGAUCCCAGAGAAGCUGUAGGAAAAGCGGAAGCAAUAUUUAUUGGUGGUGGCAACACCUUUCGCCUUUUGAAAGCUCUUUAUGACAAUGGUCUGAUACAGCCGAUCAGGAAAAGAAUUCUCGAGGAUGGGAUCCCGUACAUGGGAUCCAGCGCAGGAACGAACGUGGCCACGAUCAGCAUCAACACGACCAACGACAUGCCCAUCGUGUACCCCCCUUCCUUGUCGGCCCUUGGUUUGGUUCCUUUCAACAUCAACCCGCAUUACUUGGAUCCGGAUGUCAACAGCACUCACAUGGGGGAAACUCGUGAGAAAAGGAUUCUUCAGUAUCACGAAGAACCAAACACCCCUCCAGUGCUGGGCUUGCGUGAAGGAUCGCUGCUGCUUGUGGAAGGAGAUAAAGCUACCUUGCAAGGAAAAACUGGGGCUCGGCUGUUUGUGAGAGGGAAUUCCCCAACAGAACAUAAACCAGGAAUGGAUUUUAGCUUCCUGCUGGCUGAGGAUCUUGAGAAGCCUUAAAACAUCUGUCAUGUCCAAACCAGUAUGCCUGCUGAAUCGGUAUCAAAAUGCCUUGAACAGGGUGUGGGGCCAAAAUUGUCACCAACAGUUGCCACUGGUUCUUAAAUUACUGGGCCUUGUGCCUGGCUUUUGGGUGGAGUUUGGGCUUUCCAAAGCUGAGCUCCAGAAUCUCUUGGUGAUAAUGUUUAGAUCCGGGAGAUGCAUACCAACCAGUAUGAAGUCUUAAGAGCAUAUGCAGAGUGUUCUUCCCUUUGCCACUGAGCAGUCACUGUCUGCAGAGGAGGGACUUCCAGCUCAGAGUUUGUGAUGUCCACCUCGUACCUCAUCUCACCUGAAUGGAAGAUUACAGUAAUGGUGCAGUAGACAAACCAGAACAGGAUCCCCAGUUCCUCUGUCUUCCUAAAAAAAAUGGCUGGAAAAGUUUUGUACCCCUGCUUAAGCAAUAAUUUUGAAAACAAAACAAUAAAGUUCUUCGGAGCUAA
Molecule: messenger RNA, 1368 nt
Organism: Heteronotia binoei (common prickly gecko)
Lineage: Eukaryota; Metazoa; Chordata; Lepidosauria; Squamata; Gekkonidae
Product: alpha-aspartyl dipeptidase-like
Exons: 8
Coding region: 149-886 (245 amino acids)
Biological process (GO): proteolysis
Molecular function (GO): serine-type peptidase activity
Source: RefSeq, a predicted model, not a curated record